This is a messenger RNA of Drosophila obscura, 2629 nucleotides long. RefSeq names its product small RNA degrading nuclease 5 (gene Rexo5). Gene Ontology annotation, molecular function: exonuclease activity; nucleic acid binding. The coding region runs from base 234 to 2393 and encodes 719 amino acids. The transcript has 4 exons. The record is from RefSeq and is a predicted model, not a curated record. NCBI's taxonomy places the organism in Eukaryota, Metazoa, Arthropoda, Insecta, Diptera, Drosophilidae. Gene Ontology annotation, cellular component: nucleus.
UUUCUUGAUAGAAACACAACCUAUUCCGAAAUUAUUUUGAUACAAAUUUCAUACAUCUCAAGCAGAGAAAAUACACCUUUUUUUAGUAGCUUUUAGUCUUAAAGGUGGCACACUAAAAACCUCCAUUACUGCAAAAAUAGGCACACAUCCGAUUGUACAUAUGAAAAUUCACUUGAAAAUUGUCAAAAAUCUUAUAUCAAAAUUUUACCAACGGAACAAGUAUUCACGAAGGAAUGAAAAUGCCACCCAAUCAGCAGAUAGAUCCACAAUCGGCGGAGAUCAGCGGUAGGACACCUAUGAUACAGUUGACUCGAGCAGAACGCUUAAAAAUCAGGCUCGCCAAUAUGAAGGAGCAAGUCUCAGCGAAACAGCAGGAGCGUAGCGAAAAGAAGAAGAAGAAGCUGGCCGCAUUGGCCAAUCUGAUGGACUUGAACGAUCGGGACCGUCUCCACGAGGCGGAGCUGGCAAAGAAGCGGGACUCUGUGUCCAAAUCCAGCGGCACAGAGGCGAUGGAAGACGAAGGGUUUUCCACAGUGAGCAGCAAGCGAAAAACCAAGAAUCGGCACACCAUCAGGAGCACUCCGGAACGGACCAUAGAUGCGGAUCCGAACCACACAUAUGAGCCACAGAAUAAACGGAUUCGCAAUGAUGAGGAAGCCGGGGGCGAUAAUAUACCCGAUGACACGUUGGUUACACUCAGCGAAGAGCAAUACAAGACCCUUUCGGCGGAUCUGCGACGACGCAAGCGGCGACUGCAGGAUGUUCCCGCCUUGCGGCUGAGGGAGAUGGGGCAACGUGCAUUGCUGGAGACGCCUCAGGAUGCGCGCACGCCCAUCUUCCUCAGCGACAUACAGAACCUGCUGAUGUCCGGCAUGAUUGGCCAAAAGAGCCCCUGCCGGCCAGACCGCUGGUGCUCCAUCGAGAAGUGGGUGAGUCUGUCUCAUAGUGUGGUGGUAAUCCUGGAGGGCCUCUCCCUCUACCACUACCUCUCCAAUGAGAGCCAGUUCGAGGCCACCAACAGGAUAUUCAACACAAAGCUGGAGCUUAUGCUGCCCCAGCAGGGGGAAGGCUUGAUUAUCGAUGAGAUCGCUCAGAUUCCCUUGACCAGUGUGCAGGCCAAGAUGCUAAUUGACGAGCACGGCUCCCUGGAAUCUGCAGUGGCACUCAACAAGGACCCCACACUGUUCGUGAGGGGCAUUUUCCCCAUUGAGAGCCAGGAGCCGGGCGUGGAGCAGCCUCAGCUGCAUCCAGAUGACAAAUUCCCGCGGACCAAACUUUUGCUCUCCGCCCUGCAAAUGGUCGACGAGGGCUAUCCAAUCCCCUUGCAGGGAGAGCUUCACAGCCGCUUCAGGUCGUACAUGUUCACAAAGGAAUCCUACAAGCCGGUGACCAACCGCAGUCCCAUGUACGGCGUGGACUGUGAAAUGUGUCGCACUGUGGCCGGGCUCAACGAGCUGACGCGUAUCUCCAUUGUGGACGAGGAGUACAGGACUGUGUACGAGACGCUGGUGAUGCCCGACAACAGGAUUGUGGACUACCUAACCCAAUACUCGGGCAUCACCGAGGAAAUCAUGAAGCUGGUGACCAAGCAGCUGAAGGAUGUGCAGCAAGAGGUGUCCGCGCUGCUGCCAGACGAUGCCAUCCUCGUGGGACAGUCUCUUAAUUCUGAUUUGAAUGCCAUGCGGAUGAUGCAUCCGUAUGUGAUCGACACGAGCGUGUGCUUCAACAUCUCCGGGGUGCGGCGGCGGAAGAGCAAAUUGAAGCAUCUGGCGAUGACUUUCCUGAAGGAGACCAUCCAGGAGAACGAGUACGGUCACGACUCGAUCGAAGACUCCAGGGCCACGCUGAAGCUCGUGAAGAUGAAGCUCGCCAACAGCAUAGAGUUUGGCGACGAGAUUCUAACGCAACACAAGCGCCUGCAGGAGAUCGCCAAUGCCUGCAGCGGCGACAGCAUCACGAACAAUAUGUUUGCAUAUUCGGCCAAGCGGGACAGGAGGACGGCGAUCGUGAAUGUGGGAGGCCUGCAGCCGCGCCUCAAGGAGAUCAUCCAAAAGGCCGAGCAGGUCGUCCCCAAGGACAAUAGCAGCGCUGUCCUCGUGCACGAGGUGGCCACCACCAAAGAAGCUGUGCGAAAGGUCACCGAAAUAGCUCUGGAGAACUCUCUGACCAUUGCCAAUCUGCCGAUACCCGAAGAAGACUUUCUCGUGGAUAGGGCCGAACGCAGUGCUGCCAAAAUCGACAAGGUCAUCGAGCGCCUGUGGAAUACGGUGGCUCACAAUGGACUCUUCCUCGUUCUCAUGGGCGGCUCCACAGAGUGUCCCAAAGGUGUGGCCAAAAUCGCCAUCAAGCGAUUAAAUGGCACCGAACAGACUAGUGCACCCAUCGGUUGUUAGCCCUGACUUCAUUUUAGUUCAAUGCCCCGGAAGUGUACCACAAAUAGCUUGGAUCAAAACGCUAAAAAACGCUUCGUGUCUCAAGCAAAAUUAAAUUAGCCGUGCUACAACCUCUGACGUACAAUCUAAAUCUAUUUCGCUCUUUCUUUGCCUAAUCUAUCCGGAAUUACACUGCUAAAAUGAAACGAAACUAAAGUUGUAAAAUUCAUAAAUAAUCGUAUGAAAUAAAAUAAAAA